GGGGUCUGACACACAGCUAAUUAGAGCACGCAGGUGAACCGCUGAUAUUUAAUGCGUGACAUGCAGAAAGGGAAGACAGUUUUGACUCUCUUCAGGUAUCAGCUGCAGCUUUCACUUUUUCGGGAAUCACUGUAGAAAAAUGGUUUCUCAGUUGGAAAGUGCAAUGGACAGCCUUAUCAAAGUCUUCCACACAUAUUCUUCCAAGGAAGGGGACAAAUACAAACUGAGUAAAGCUGAGAUGAAGAGCCUUCUACAAGGAGAACUAAGUGACUUCUUAGCUGCAAGCAAAGAUCCACUGGUUGUGGAGAAGAUAAUGUCUGAUCUAGAUGAGAACCGAGAUGGAGAAGUGGAUUUCCAGGAAUUUGUAGUUCUGGUGGCAGCACUUACUGUGGCAUGUAAUGACUUCUUUGUUCAGUGUAUGAAAAACUGAUACCUGUUCAGGUCAUCUGGACUUUCUCUUCUGCGUUAAUAAAGUGUAUUGCACUGAGCACAUGAUCAUUCUUUUGUAUAAAACCACCAUGGUACUUUGCCAUUGAAGAGCCUGGAUGCAAAUCCCUAGUAGGUCUUCAUGGAAGCAGUUUGGACCCCUUUAUCCACCAAUGAAAGGUGUAGCAGCAAACAUGACCUUUUCAUUUUGGACUACCACAUUUGGAUCCUGUUGCCAUUAUUUUAGAAUUACUAGUUGACUGACUGCAAGAACAUGUAAGUUUGAAGGCAACUAAAGUCAUUUUAUGUUCACCUGGAGGAGCUUUUAGAAAUGUAAAGCACUGAUAGCAUUGUACUGCAGAUAAAUUUUUCAUGACCAAAUGUGAAAAUCACUUCACAGUGGGCACUAUGAAACUUAUUGUGAUUGUAAUAAAACACAUACUGAUAUUUUAGCGAUUGGACCCCAAUUUAGCAGGCCGUACUGGCUAGGUGAUAAAGGAUGUUGGAAGGGUGAGGGGUCAAAUUCCUGCACUGCCAAGAUGCCAUAUGUUGGGCUCUUCAAUGAGAUUCCAAGCCAUGGCAGAGCAUUCUAUGGUUGGCCUUUGUGCUCUGAUCUCAAUUUUUUUUUUUUUUUUUUUUUUCCAAGGGAACUAGGCAAAGAAACAGUUUGUUCUGUGCACAUUUAUAUCAAAAGCCACCAACAUCUAUAUGGCCUCAACAGCUCAAACACUUUGCUACCUUCUAGGCCUAGGUGAGAAGUGUCCCAGGUAACAAAAUACCACACAGGGGUUCUUGGCCCUCAUGAACUCUUGUAUUAAAAGAAUUGAACACUGUGGGGUCAAUUUAAACUCCACAGAUUCAGGACAGCACUGAUGCAGAUUGUUUAAAGCUACAGUAAAUACUUUCAUGCAAUAGUCCUGUAACAGUUAUUCAGUUAGUGCUCCUUGAAUUGGUGGCAAUGCAUUUGCCAGAUCAGGUACAGCAAACAAUAAUCUCAAUCUUUAUGCAUGAAAGAAAUCCAACUUGAUCGUGACAAGCAGCCAAUUCAGAGGAGGCAGUGAAGAAAGUUCAAUAUCAAUAAGAUGAUUUAAGUAUCUGUCUUGAGAAAUGCUUUGUGAGGAAACCAUGAUUAGCAGAUUCAGUUAGUCAUUUAACAAACAAAUAUGUGAGGGGUAGGUUAUGAAUCCAAUAGUUGUAAAUUGCAAAUAUAUGUACCUUCAUGAGUUCGCACUGUUGUGGGUUCAUGCCAGUUCUCUAAUUUACACUGAUGAAUGCAUACAAACGCUACUUGAGUGGUAAUAGCCCCACCUU
This is a messenger RNA of Ictalurus furcatus (blue catfish), 1737 nucleotides long. RefSeq names its product protein S100-A1. The record is from RefSeq and is a predicted model, not a curated record. NCBI's taxonomy places the organism in Eukaryota, Metazoa, Chordata, Actinopteri, Siluriformes, Ictaluridae. Gene Ontology annotation, molecular function: calcium ion binding. Bases 140 to 430 code for a protein of 96 amino acids. The transcript has 3 exons.